GUCCGCGGGACCAACUGGGUGCAAAAUAACAGCGGCACUGGCUGGGGUGGAUGGGGGGGGAGAGAGCCUUUCUUCUGAGAAGAACGAACGUCUUUUUUUAAGCAACCAAAAUACACAAGCAGUCAGUACUUUACUCCUCCCCUCCCUGCUGUAUUCGCAGAUGUGUUCUACCUCACUUGAACAGCCCGUGUAGUUUCUUUUGAAAAUUUUGGUUUUCAUCUUGUUUACAAAGUGACUGCAAAAAAUACUUGACACACACGGGAAGAGAAAGAGAGACAGAGAGAAGGCAGGCCUUCUUUCCAUGUAAACCCAAGUGAGCGGCCAUAUGACACUUUGCAUUGUGGUCUCUGUUUAAGCUGAAUACCGCCUGAGGGAUCAUUGUGCACUGUCUGCUCAUCGGCCUCUUGUCUCCCGCUAAGAGAGUGGUUGUCUGCCUGUGCAUUUAAAUUGCAGGCCAGCUUCACAGCCAGACCGCCAUGUUCCACCGACUCACCAGUCUUUUCUAUGGGGAAACGGAGGAGGUCUGCACCCAGGGUCCUGAUCCCAGUUUGACUGAAAAGGAAGAUGACGGCUGGCUCAUCGUUGACUUUCCAGAUGAUUGCACUCCCCCCUCAAGUGAAGAUGUGGAAGUGAAGGCAAAUGUUGCCGGGCCUAGUUCUCGCCUUUCCGAUGCAUCCCCUCCAUCAGCCUCCUCUUCCCUUGAGAGUCUCUGCCACUGUGGAAGUGACUCCAGUCCUCCACAGUCUUUACCCUGCACUUUGGAAGAGAGUUGGUUUGUCACCCCUCCCCCCUGUUUUACUGCAGAAGGCCAGGAUGAAGUCCAAGUGGAGAGCAGCCCCCUGGAGAACCUGCUCAUUGAGCAUCCGAGCAUGUCCGUCUAUGCUGCCAGCAACACCAAUAUCACACUGGAGGAAGAUGCCAAUGAUGAAAUCAACGAUGGGAACACCGCUCAGCACAGGGUGGAACGUUGGGCUGCUCCAGCUCCGGCAGCCGUUGCGGGUCGAGCUGGCGGUAUCCUGGAGAAGGCGAGUCAGGUCCGUCGGAUCCAGCGAGCCAAGCAGCGGGCAGAGCGACGCCAGCUGAGCCGUAACCACAUACAGAGGCAGAACCUGGUCAAGGAGAGCCGCUUCCACCGAGUCAAACACCACAGCAGCUUUGUGUACCAGCCAUGCCGUCGCCAAUAUAACCACUAAACCAUCCAGGGGCAGCGGGAGAGAGUGAAACAAACAUCAACGGCAGAAGGAAGGAAGGGCUCAGAGAGACAACAUUUAGCAAUGGGUUUGGACACACUGUGCAACUCGCUGCACAGAUUUUGAACUUGAGCUGGCUUCUAAGAGUAGCUUUCCAAAAUAAAAGUCGUUCCGUUCUGCGACUGGGACACAUCAUCUGGGACCUUUUUUUUUCUUUAAUUUUUACUCCUCCUUUCCUGUGUCUUCAUUGCUUUGUUUUAGAUGUAUCGGGUCCUUUCUAUUUAAGCCUCAGUUACACUCACUUUGUGGUCAUUGUGGUGCAGUGUUUGCGUUUAUUAAUUGAAUGGUGUGGUGGGGGAAUGGAAGGAAGCGAUGACGCUGUUAACAUAUUAACCUGUUAACAAUUUGCAUCAGUCCAUAAUGAGGAUGCUACUGCAUUUGCCUGGCAAAGUUGGAAAGGUUUGGGUCAGAAAAAAAACUUCUCAAAACCACAGGAGUCACCAAUUUUCCGUCCCAUUCAACGUCACAAUCAUCACUUGAAGAAUCCUUGGGAUUACAUAGAUUUCUUUUUCUAAAUCCAUUGCUUCAGAGAUGUUAAUACACUGCUGCAACAGAUGGGACUUGUUCCUGGGUCUCCUGCCUCAGAAGUAGGGACACUAUCACUGUCACAAGAGCCCUCAGGAUUGAAUAGAUGCUGUGGUCCUUACUUUGUACAUUACACUAGUGUGUAAAGAACUGUUUGUUUGAGAGAUCAUCUCACUGGGUAGUAUCAGCAAUUGUUAUUUUUUUUAAAUACCUGCUGAAUUCCUGGUCCUUGACGCUGUAAUAACCAAAAUGGUACAAUUAACUUUACUUUUUUGAUCCCUUGUUUAUUGUUGGCACUGGCCUUUGGUGCCAGGUGCUCUAACCUUGUUUACACUGGUCACCAAGACUCUACUGGUCUCCUUUGCAUAUUUCACUGUCUUGGCCUUGAUGACCAAUCUGGUUUAGGUCAUAGCUGGGGUUUGGCUGAAGUGAUGACCCUGGGGUCAAGGUGACCUUAGGGUAAGGCGUUGACUUUGUUUCAACCAUGUAAUGUUUUCAUUGGAAGGGUUUUAAUCUGAAGGAGAUUAGUGUGGGUUAAGUGAAUUUGCCAGAUUUUGGGGAAGGAAGAGGGAAGCAAGUGCCUAUACAGUUGGUGAACCUCUAUUUGAUGCUUCCCUUUCAGCCUUCCUGCUUACUCCAAGUGUCAGGUCAGACUUGGUUAAAUUAAUUAAUUAAGGAGGGAAGCAGCAGAGAGAUUUAUUGCUUCUUAAAAUCUAGUUCAUUUUAAAUCAAUAUUUGGAAAGCUUUACUCCAUCUGCAUAAAUUUGAGAGGCAUUU
Molecule: messenger RNA, 2552 nt
Organism: Hemiscyllium ocellatum (epaulette shark)
Lineage: Eukaryota; Metazoa; Chordata; Chondrichthyes; Orectolobiformes; Hemiscylliidae
Gene: tp53inp2b
Product: tumor protein p53-inducible nuclear protein 2
Exons: 4
Coding region: 477-1193 (238 amino acids)
Biological process (GO): autophagosome assembly; positive regulation of DNA-templated transcription
Cellular component (GO): autophagosome; nucleus
Source: RefSeq, a predicted model, not a curated record